GGCAUGGGCCGCGGUUCCACGCUGAGCAGCUCUUCUGUCAUCUCUUUCCAUUGCAGUGUUCCCUCCAUCAACCUGACUGCCUGCAAGUACGAGAGCGGUGAGUCUCAGGAGCUGCGGGUCCCUGUGGGCCAGCGCAUUGACCAGCUGGUGCUGGUACCACCAUUCACUGCGCGGCACCUGCGGUUUGUGGGCUUGUUGGUUGGAAGUGACUUGGGCCCCUGUGAACAGUGUGGAGUUUGCCACACUUUUGCCUGAGGUGCCUCCAGUUUAAUGAGACAUAAAAUGUGCCGCGGCAGCACCAGCGCCCCCCCCCCGCCUUAUCUGCGUCUGCCACAACUGCUGAAGCAGUGCGGCGGGCAGCACAGUCCUGUGGGCUGAAAGAAGUGGGAGAUAACGAGGAGUGGACAGUGUACUGGACAGACUACUCGGUGUCUCUGGAGCGUGUCAUGGAAAUGAAGCGGUUCCAGAAAAUCAACCAUUUUCCGGGCAUGCUAGAGAUCUGCCGCAAGGACUUGCUGGCUCGCAACCUCAACCGCAUGCUCAGGCUCUUCCCCAAGGAGUACCGCAUAUUUCCCCGCACUUGGUGCCUGCCAGCCGACUAUGGGGAUUUCCAGGCCUACAGACGCGUGAGGAAAAACAGAACGUUCAUCUGCAAACCAGACAGCGGCUGCCAGGGGAGAGGGAUCUUCAUCACCCGGAACGCAGAGGACAUCAAGCACGGGGAGCAUAUGAUCUGCCAGCAAUACAUCUCGAAGCCUUUCCUUAUUGAUGGCUUUAAAUUUGACAUGCGCAUCUAUGUGCUGGUCACAUCUUGUGACCCACUGAGGAUUUUUGUCUACAAGGAGGGUCUGGCCCGGUUUGCCACCAUGAGGUACAUCGUUCCCAGCAGCAGAAACCUGGGUGAUAUCUGCAUGCAUUUGACCAACUAUGCUAUCAACAAACGUAACGAAAACUUCAUCCAGGAUGACACAGUGGGCAGUAAGAGGAAACUGUCUACCCUGAAUGCCUGGAUGGCAGAUAACUGCUACAACACAACCAAACUCUGGGAAGAUAUUGAAGAUAUUAUUAUAAAGACUCUGAUUUCAGCUCACCCUGUGCUGAAGCACAAUUACCAAAGCUGCUUUCCGAACCACACCGCUGGCUGCGCCUGCUUUGAGGUCCUGGGGUUUGACAUUCUUCUGGACAGGAGGCUGAAGCCGUGGCUGCUGGAGGUGAACCACUCCCCCAGCUUCACCACAGACUCUCGCUUGGACCGGGAGGUGAAGGACGCUCUGCUCUGUGAUACCAUUAACCUGAUAAACGUGCACGCCUGUAACAAAAGGAAGGUGCUUGAAGAAGACAAGCAGCGGGUAAAGGAACGGCUCCUCCAAGCCUCUCAGGCUGUCCGUGUGUCCAGGCGUGAGGAGCUGCAGAGCACACAGGCUGCCUGGCUGUCGCAGGCAGAGCAGUACGAGGACUUGCACCUGGGUGGGUACCGGCGCAUCUACCCCGCCCGCGGAACAGAGAAGUAUGAGCCCUUUUUCAAGCAAAGCAGCUCCCUCUUCCAGGAAACCGUGUCAUCCAAAGCACGAGAGGAGUGUGCCAGGCAGCAACUGGAGGAAAUUCGCCUGAAAAAAGAAAAGUUGGAAGCUGUUACCAAGAAGAAGAAAACUGAGAGGAAAGAAGACCUGCAAGGAGAGACAGCUGGGGAGAAAUCCCAGAUCCAUAAUAAAAACACAGCUCCCACAACACGCCUCAGCUCCAGAAGGACUAGGAUGUGGGACAGAAAGGCACAGCGCUUGCAAUACGACUCCAUGCAACCCCAGGAUAUUGUGGAAUAUGAGGAGAAGAAAAGAGUAAAUGCUCUUCUGCAGCGUGAGAACCUUAUCCGAGGCCUGGGCAUCAUAGAGCAGCUCACCCAGCUGCUCCCAGCAACAGACAGACCAGCUGACAUGCACAGAUCCUGCACCGCUGUCCCCAAGAGCCAGUUUCCCUGGGGUGCCCUUGGGGGCCAGGACACCCACUGCUUAAUGACGCUCAUCCCCUUCUCACUCCUGGGAGGUCCGGUCCAGCCUUCGGCACAGCGGUUCACACACAACCCCCAAGCCAAGGUGCAGCCGCCAGCCAGCUCAGGUCCUGCCGCCAGCACCCUCUCCGUUCGAGGCCAGCGCAUCCCGUACCACGAGCAGCACAUGGUGCGGCAGCGGGUGCAGAGCACAGGCCGGCUGCGUGGUCCAGCAGCGGGGAUGGCAGCGGUUCCCCAGCCCUGCAGCGGACCCGCGGAGCUGCAGGCAAGAGGCCAGUGUCUGCCUGGCACUGGAACCAAGGCUGAAGGCUAUGAAGCUAGCAGGCUGUCCUGUGCAGGCAGCUGUCACCCGGUGUCCCCAGCCAGCAUGGACAAGGUCACAGGCAAUGGCAUCUUCAGCCCUGCCACAGUCCCGGAGCUCCCCAUCACCUCUACCGCCUGCAUGCUGCACAUCUGUGCCUCACACCACGCCAGUGCCUUGCACACCUGCAGUGCAAAAAGCCCAGGUAAUGUGGCACAGGGGAUGCCAACGCUCAGCCUUCCUCCCCGAGGGUGUUUGCCAAAGAACCACAGCUGCUGGACCAGGCCGGUUGCUGAACCCCCUGACUGGAGCCUGGGCAUGGGUCCCACUGCCCACCCUGGGCAGCUCUGCCAGGCCAGAGGCUGGCGCCUGCACCCUCUCCUGCGCCCCCGCCCGCACUCUGCCUGCGCCCCUUCCUGCACCCGAACCCCCAGCGGCUGCCCCGCUCCCUGCCCCGCGCGGGUGCUCCCGGCCCCUUGUUCACGACCGCCUGCCCGGGACCGGGACACCGGGGCGGCCGUGCCGGGCAUCCCCGCUCCUCCCCCGCCGGGGCCGCUCCGCCGCCGGCCCCGCCCGGCUCCCGGCCGCUACUCCCGGCCAUGGCGGCGCUGCUGCGGCGGGGGCUGCGGGCGGUCGCGCUCCUUAGCGGGGCCUCACGGCGGGCAGCAGCGGCGGCGUGGUCCGGGGACCCGGAGCCGCCGGACCCGGCGCUGGAGGAGGCCGAGAGGGCGCGGCGGCGGCGGGCGGCAGCGCGGCUGCAGCGCCUGCGGCGGGAGCUGGGCGGGGGACGCGGCGCCCCCGAACGCACCCUGAGCUGGCGGGCGAUGGAACAGAUGCGGUUCCUGCGGCAGGAGCUGCCCGAGGAGUGGCCGCUGGAGCGCCUGGCCCAGGGAUUCGGUGUGAGCCCGGACGUGGUGCGGCGGGUGCUGCGGAGCCGGGGCUGCCCGCCGCCGCGCCGCCGCCUGCGGCAGGACGAGCGCGCGCUGAGCGCCGCAACGGCACCGGGACCGGUUCCGGCCGCCAGCCACGAGGUGCGCGCUCCCGACGGGUCGCUGCUGUACCGGCUGCCGCGGAGCCGGGGCGGGCUGGGGCCCGACGCGCAAUAAACGGCUGGAGGGGA
This is a messenger RNA of Columba livia (rock pigeon), 3426 nucleotides long. It is a transcript of the gene TTLL13, whose product is annotated as tubulin tyrosine ligase like 13. The transcript has 15 exons. The record is from RefSeq and is a predicted model, not a curated record. Lineage: Eukaryota; Metazoa; Chordata; Aves; Columbiformes; Columbidae. Gene Ontology annotation, biological process: microtubule cytoskeleton organization; protein polyglutamylation. The coding region runs from base 447 to 3119 and encodes 890 amino acids. Gene Ontology annotation, molecular function: tubulin-glutamic acid ligase activity; tubulin binding. Gene Ontology annotation, cellular component: cilium.